GGAACAAAAAUGGCGGCGUGGGCCCCGGAUGUUGGUGGAUGGGGAGGGCUACAAGGAGUAGGACGCAGUCUAGGUCCGGAGUUGCUCCCUCUCCUUCGUGACUUGGGGGCGGGGCUGAGUGAAGUAGGAGCUUUCUGCAGAAUUUCUCUUCACAAGCGAUUCAGCGAAUCCCCAUUCUCUUCAGCCGCAGGCGCCAUUUUUUCUUCCCUUAGCAACAACCUUUCCCCCCUGCCAACUUUGCCUAGCAACAAUGUUUCCCCUCCCCCAACCUGGCUGUGCGCAGGCGUGUAUGACAGCCUCAAAAUAAUUUUCGAAUUCGAACUGCAUUUUAUGAGGACAAUGGAUCAGGUGGGCGCCGAAGAAUUGCUUGGCUGCCCUUCCUGAGGCUUCGCCUCCUCUUGGACAGGGGAAAGAGGCAACGGACAAGAAAACCACCAUUCUUCAGGGAUUUAAGAGCCUAACUUAUAGGAUGAAGCGAGAAUCUUACCGGGCCUUGAUUCACGUGCUGCUUACAGCCUGCUUAUGCACUACCACUGUCUACAUGGGGUUCUUCGAUGGUAUCUUCACUGAAGUUGGCUAUGAAUAUUAUGCAGAAGUUCCAGUUCAGUCCUUUCCCGCCUUUCUUGCCAUGCCUUUCAAUUCCAUCAUUAACUUGGGUUACUUGCUGUUGGGAUGGUACUGGCUGAUGAAAAAUAAGAAAUGUGUAGGAAAUGAUGAAAAUAUGAGACAGGUCCGUUAUCUGAAAGAUGUCUUUGCUGGCAUGGCCCUACUGUAUGGUCCUGUUCAAUGGGUACGCAUCUGGACCCAGACCCACCACUCUGCUGUUCUAGACCAGUGGUUUACCUUACCCAUUUUUGCUUGGCCAGUUGUAUGGUGCCACUACAUAAAAAAUGGUUGGCAGCCCUGGUCAUUCUUUUGUAUUGAAUGUACAUCCCUAGCCAGUUACUGCUUUACCCUGUUCCACCAUUUUGGAUUUGAGAUAGCCCUAGCAUGUCACAUUCUUGCCGCUGUGUGGAGUGCCAUACACUUGCAUCGCGAGCAUGGAGAUUCUGUCUCUGCCACAUACAUCGGCCUGGCUUUGAUGUUUUGCCUGGGCUUUGUUGUCCUUAAGAUAGGUGACCAUUGGCUUGCUCAGUGGUCAGUCUUUAAGAAAUUGACUGGACACUUCUGGUCUAAAAUUUGUGACAUCAUGCAGUUCCAUUUUGCAUUUUUGUUCUUCAUACAUUUCAGUCAUCCUCGGAAACUAAUUGGUGAAGAAAAGAACAUUUGAAUGGGCUAAAAACUUUUCUAUCCAAAGUGUUUUGAUGAAUGUAUACAUUUGAAAAACAGUAUUCCAGCCAAGUCUAUGCAUCCAUUCCACGUUUAAGCUUCAUUCAUUUUCUUGUUUUUCAUGGCCAUUAAAAUAAAAUGUGUUAAUUUAAAAAAAAA
This is a messenger RNA of Antechinus flavipes (yellow-footed antechinus), 1428 nucleotides long. RefSeq names its product transmembrane protein 187 (gene TMEM187). NCBI's taxonomy places the organism in Eukaryota, Metazoa, Chordata, Mammalia, Dasyuromorphia, Dasyuridae. The transcript has 3 exons. Bases 470 to 1270 code for a protein of 266 amino acids. The record is from RefSeq and is a predicted model, not a curated record. Gene Ontology annotation, cellular component: transport vesicle.